Magallana angulata is the source of this 2077-nucleotide messenger RNA. RefSeq lists its product as uncharacterized. Lineage: Eukaryota; Metazoa; Mollusca; Bivalvia; Ostreida; Ostreidae. The transcript has 6 exons. Gene Ontology annotation, molecular function: ubiquitin-protein transferase activity. The coding region runs from base 164 to 1339 and encodes 391 amino acids. The record is from RefSeq and is a predicted model, not a curated record.
AGCUUGUUUCGUCAUGUGUUUUGGCAGAUUGCCGCGGAAAGAUCGAACUACUUCCCGGUCUAUGGCAGUUAAUUUACAACAGAAAAACCAGAGACCAACGUGAUUUAAACAAACGAAAUUUUAUCAUCAGAACUGAAAAUAGGAGGAAACAAGAAAUGCCAGAAUGGGGGGACAACAAAGUGUCCCCAAAGAACCUGCUCCAAUGUCGGAGACUCAGCUUCGAACGUUCAAUACAGUUAUUGCAGAUUUGCGCCGACAACAGAUUGGGAAGAGAGUUGUUCUUAAAGUGGAUAGAUCGUCUCUCUUACAGGGAGCUUUUUCCCAUUUCAAAAUGAGCGGAAGUGAGCUGAGUCCCAUUGACGUCAUUCUACAUACUGAGAGAAACGAAGAGCCAUGUACCAACUUAGGCGGACCAAACAGGGAAUUCUUCACUCUCCUACUGGAAGAUUUCAAAUCCUCGAAACUGGACAUGUUCGAAGGUCCAGGGAGUUUUCUUUUACCCGUGAACAAUAGGAAAGCGUUAAACGGGGAUAUGUUCUACUUGUUUGGAAAAAUUUCCGUUCUGUCGAUUCUUUCGGAUGGUCCUGGUUUUCCAUAUUUUCCGCCGUUUCUAGUCAGCUACCUCAGAGGUCAUGAAUUUGAACAUGAACUGAGUAGUUUGUACAUCGUAAAUACCUUCUUGACGGAUUAUAUCAAUAAGAUAUGCAACGCAACAAGCCAAGAAGAGAUAGACAGAGUAAUAGGCGAAGACGAAGAGAGAUUCAUUGACAAUUGUGGAUGGCCGCGAACGGACAUGGUGACACCCAGCAAACGAAUGUUGUACGUCCAAACAUUGAUUCGAUGGGAGUUGCUAGACAAAAGGAAAGAUGUGUAUGAUCAACUUAAAAAGGGCUUGAACGUCCUGAAUUUCCUCGAUCUUACUAGAGAUCUACAAGAAUUCGAACACGUGUAUCUAUGUCGAAACAAGAGUAAAACAACAGCGGAAUUCAUCAAGAAGAAAUUGGUACCGGAAGUGAAGAAAUUACAACCCCAAGACAAAGAGGAAGAAGAUGCAAAGAAAUUUACACUGCGUUGUUUGAAGGAUCUAGAAGAUGAAGAAGCGGCACAUUUAUUUCAAUUCAUCACGGGUCUUGACGAUUUACCUGCGCAGGAAUUACCGAUAAGCGUGGAGUUCAACCGGGUCAAUCGAGUAACGGAACUUCCGGAAGCCAUCACGUGUGUCCAGAGACUUAUACUGCCGCUGGGGAACAAAUCGAAAAUACAAUUGUACUCGUCUUUUGAUAAAGCCCUCAAGUUUGGUAGAAUCGGAUUCGGUGAAAAAGCAAGUGCGAGCAAAUGAGUGACUUUCUAUAUUAUUUUAUGCUGUGAUUACUACUGAUUUACGAUUAUAUUCAUUAAUAUUGUUUAGUACCUGAGUGUUAUUUAUUGUAACAUAUACACUACCUCUUUUUAUGAGAAAGCAGUUUAAAUUACCGUUUGACGUUAAUCAUUAAAACUUAUUCAAGACAAACACGCAUAUUCAAAGCUGCUUUAUAGAAGCAUGUAACCACAAUUAAGGCAGUGUUUGGUAUCGUUGUCAUUAAAUUUAUCAGAAAAUAAAUGUAUGAUAUUUUAUAAAUGCGCAGAAAUGCAACGAUGACACGACAGAUUACAAGAAAUACCGUGCUUGUACAACUUUCAGGAUGUACCUUUCACCUUUGUUUCUUUCUCAAAAAAUAACGUGUUAAGCUACGAAAAACAAGUUGUAGGUAGGGAUGACGUCUGUUGACAUCUUUCACAAAUGCAUUUUAAAAGUAGCUUAACAAACCCGGAAAAUGGAAACAUGACAUUAUAUGUAUAUAUGUACUGCAAUUUAUUUCUCUAAGAACAUAUCUCCAGCUAUACUGGAUGUCAUUGAUCCCCAAUAUGAAUCGAAAGAUAUCAAUCCAACUUGUAUAGUUCUUUGGUAGUAUUCCUAUCAAAUUUAUUACCUUUCCAUAAACUGCGUACCAUAUUAAUGUGUAUGUAAAUGCACAUUCAUUGAUAUUCUUUACAGCUGAGAUCAGAUCUAAUCAAUAAACUACCAACGGAGUCACAA